AGAACUCAUGAGCAGCUGAGGGGAGAGGUCAUCCAGGAGUCCUGAGCUGCGAAUGUGAACACCAAGGAGCGUCACCAAUGAGAUGACAACUCCCUUAAGGUAUGUUUCCCUGGACGGAUGAGAUUCACCUGUAGCAGACACACAGGAGAACAACAUUAGACCCAGCAGGGCUUCAGGGCUGAGAGGCGCAGACGGAUUUAUUGGAGCACGCAGAGCUGCGAUCCUGGGUCCACUACGAGCCAGCACAGCCGAGAGGAUGGACCAGGUGUCAUACCAGUCAGUGGUGGGCAGUGAUGACAUCACAGAUGAGUCAGCAUCAUUUGUGGAGGACAGAGGGAGCUCUGAUGAAGAAGAGUCCUCGGACCCACAGGCUCCGUGUCUGGCAGCUCCACAGACCCCUCUCCCGACCUACAAGCAGAAGUUUGAUGAAUUCAAGAAGUUGUUUAAGGAACUGCCGGAGACAGAGAGACUCAUUGUGGACUACCCAUGUGCCCUCCAGCGGGAGAUCCUCCUGCAGGGACGCCUCUACCUCUCUGAGAACUGGCUCUGUUUCUACAGCAACGUGUUUCGGGGGACCAAGAUCACACUGGCACUGAAAGACAUCAUAACGAUGACCCGAGAGAAAACGGCUCGGCUCAUCCCCAACGCCAUCCAGGUGUGCACGAGCACCGAGAAGAAUUUCUUCACUUCCUUCUCGGCAAGAGAGAAAAGUUAUCUGGGAGUGUUUCGCAUGUGGCAGAACGCGCUGUUGGACAAGCCUCUGACCAGUUUGGAGUUGUGGCAGAUGGUCAAACAGCAUUAUGGGUAUGAUCUGGGCCUGAGUCAUGAAGAGAUGGAGAGUUUACAGAUAUCAGCAGAAUCAAGCAUGCAGACCAGCCUGACUGUGAGGCCUGGUGGUGAUGACGCUCUCGGGAAGCUGGAGCGGACCCCCUCCCUCCGACUCCCUGGGGUGGAUCAUGGGCCUUUGGAGACCUCCACACCACAAGGGGAGGACUUGCCUUCCCUACUUGGGUUACAGACUAGCGCGCAGGAUGAUGCUCGCAGCACCCCGUCUCGCCGCAGUCCUGCUCCCUCUCUAGAACGCCUGGUUGCAGAGCGGUCUUCCAAACGCUCUUCGUUUUCUCUGGAUCUGAACGCCAACGAGAACGGUGUGUCUGAGCAGAGCGGUUCAGAGAGCACUGAAGAAGUGGAGGAGCGGGUGGGUUUGCCUCAGGUGCAGGGUCGACUUUAUCUAAACAAGGUCUUCCACAUCAGCGCCAGCAAGAUGUUUGAACUGCUCUUCACGGAUUCAGACUUCACCCGCAGGUUCAUGAACAUCAGGAAAAUCAUCAAUGUCAGUUGUACUGCUUGGCAAAAAGAUGCCUCUGCUCACAUGAAAAGAAGUCUGAACUACACAAUAACCAUCAACAACCCUCUGAUUGGCAAGUUCUCCACGGCUACAGAGUACCAGACGCUGUACAAAGAAUCCAGGGAUGGUCAUUACUACCUGGUGGACUCUGAGGUUUACACUCACGACGUUCCCUAUCAUGAUUACUUCUACACUCAGAAUCGAUACUACAUCAUACGUACCUCAAAGAGGAAGUGUCGGCUCAGGGUCUACACUGAUGUGAAAUACAAGAAGCAGCCAUGGGGUCUGGUCAAGUCCUUCAUCACCAAAAACUCCUGGAGUGGCAUCGAGGACAACUUCAGACAGCUGGAAGCAGAACUGAUGGAGGAGGAAGCAGAGAUGAAUCAGGGAGGCGGAGACUCUGGGAAGAUGAGCGGGCUCCGGAGGAGGAGGCGGACUUAUAGCCGGACUCUGCCAGAGCACAUGAAACCCAACAAGCAGGAUGCUGAGCAGCACAGAGAGGGCAACAUGGGCCCCAUAGAAAUUGCGGGAGCGGGCCGAUGGAGCACUACGACCAUAGUGGCUGGGAUGAGUGUAAUUUUGCUGAUUCUGACAGUGAUGAAUCUUAGUCUCUUCUUCAAGCUGUGGGCGAUGGAGGACGUAGCCCAACGCAUGUACCUGACCACGAAGCAUCGGCUGAGGGAGAGGAGUGGGGCCAGCUUGGCCCCCGAAUACGGCCCCAGACCGGGACCAGGGUUUACGACUACAGAAGACCUGCAGCUGCUGAAAACUGUUCUACAGGACUCUAUCAACCUUUUAGAGCAGCUCCGCAGCUCUCUAGUGGUUCUGCAGCAGAACUUUGCUGUAGCCAAUCGAACAGCUGCACCGCAGUGAUGCUGCACACCUGGCGAGCACAGAGCACCUGUCCCCUGUCCCCGUGGAGACUGCAGCAGUGAUGGCCUCUGAGGAAAUCUCUGGUAUCCAGUGACGUUGCCAUGAAGACAUCCCAGGACACUUGACAUGCUCAGAGUCUGUGGUGGGCAUCAGGUGUCAGGAUGAUUUUUAAAGCUUUGGACUGAGUGACUGCCCCCAGCACAGAGCUUCAUCUUCAUCAGCCUCACAGCAGGUUAAACUCUCGUCGGGCGCUGGAUGUUUUCUUUUCUUUUUAAAAUGAUUUCCAGAAAACUCUCCUGAUGUGCCUUUCUUUAUUCUGAUGAGCCUCGACCACACCACACGAGCUGCUGUAAAUACUUUUUACUCCAGGGAAGUCAAUCACUGUUAUUUAAAGAAGAUUUUCUCUACUUACACUUUUGCACAUUUUAAUUUUUGCACGUGCCUCAUAGGUUAGGCUUCGUUUUAAAUAUCUUCAUAGAUUUUAUUAUUUCUAAUAAAUAUGACAGAAUCUGUGACUCAUAUUUAAGCUUUGUCUUUUGUUUGAUUAUAAAUCCUACUUUUGAAAAAACUGUGAAUUCGAAAAAAUAUUUUUACAACAAAAUUUAACAUUUGAGUCAGGUCUGUAUUAUACAGUCUAUGGUCUGUACAGAAUAUAUUUUACUUAUUGUUUUUAAUUUCUCAAAGCAUUGAUCUGAUUCAUAUUUGAGUUAUUACCUGUUUACUUCACUCGGCUGGGUCCUGAUAUCACUUAAUAUUCAGCAGCUGAAAUAACAGUUACAGAAUCUCCUCUCAUCACCUGUACAUUUGUAAUAAUUGAUGUGUAUAUAUCAUACUUUCUUCAUUUUAUAUGUUGAGCCUUUUUUCUGAAGUUAUUUUUCUGUUGUUUUAAUAAAGGUGUGGAGUCAGAGAGGCUCAGGUUAUCUCA
Molecule: messenger RNA, 3146 nt
Organism: Notolabrus celidotus (New Zealand spotty)
Lineage: Eukaryota; Metazoa; Chordata; Actinopteri; Labriformes; Labridae
Gene: gramd1c
Product: GRAM domain containing 1c
Exons: 18
Coding region: 257-2221 (654 amino acids)
Biological process (GO): intracellular sterol transport
Cellular component (GO): endoplasmic reticulum-plasma membrane contact site; endoplasmic reticulum membrane; plasma membrane
Molecular function (GO): sterol transfer activity; sterol binding
Source: RefSeq, a predicted model, not a curated record